CUUCUCGGCUCCCAUCAUCCUCCUCUUCCUCCAGAUGUUCUCAAGGCUGCUGGGACUCUUCGUCCUCUCCUCCUUCUGCUCAGCCAGGCUGCCGUAUGAUUUCAGUGGAGAACACUCUAGCUCUAACUCUAACUCAGUCGAAUCGGAUGACUCGGCUGACUCAGACGAGAUGUCACCGAGGACCCGCAGCGGUCUGCCCAUGUGGCCUCUUCCCAGUCACAACAUGACUGACAUGAGGAUGCAGAUUCCUGAGGGCAGCGGUCUGCCCAUGUGGCCUCUUCCCAAUGAAAACAUGACUGACAACAGGAUACGGAUUCUCAGCAGCCCUGAGUUGCCUCCCUUGCCUGACCCGGAAUUCUGUGACAGGAUGUUGACCUCUGGGGUGCCCAUGGACCAGAUCCCUUUUUUCUGCCUCUGUACGCACUGCAAGGGCACAAUGGGUCCUAAAGGAGACCGCGGAGACAUGGGCCCUCAAGGUGUACCUGGAAGUCCUGGGAUAAGAGGGAUGACGGGGAUGAAAGGUCGUCCAGGAUUCACAGGCCGUCCAGGGAUAAAGGGUCAGAAGGGAGACGAGGGGGCCAAAGGGCAGCCUGGAGCUCUUGGUUUCACUGGGACGAAGGGCGAGCGAGGUUUCAAAGGAGAGAAGGGGGACCGAGGAAUGGACGGUCCCUCAGGCCCACAAGGUCCCCAAGGAGAAACUGGCCUAUGUCCUGCCUCCUGCGAGAGUGUCCAGGGUCCACCGGGUAUACAAGGCCCCCCUGGACCAGCCGGAGCCCGUGGCCUGCCUGGGGUCAUGGGAGUCAAGGGAUCCAAAGGUGUUAAGGGUGAUCUAGGUGACAUGGGUAGACCCGGCGACCCCGGGAUGAGCGGCAUGAAGGGUGAUAAAGGUGACGAGGGAGUGUGUGAGUGCACAGAUGGCGCAGAUGGAAUGGAUGGAGUCAAGGGGGAAAUGGGGAGUAUGGGGGAGAAAGGUGACACUGGUCUCAAGGGUGAUAUGGGGUCCAUGGGGCCAAAAGGUGACAAGGGUGAUACGGGUAUGAUGGGGCAGCCUGGGCCCUGCUCCCCGGCCAUACAGUCGUCAUUCUCCGCAUGCAUCAACGAGUCGUUUCCAAAUCCCAUGUACCCUGUACCUUUCAAUCACGUCCUGAACAACAUGCAGGGGAACUUUAACCCGUUCAGAGGCAUCUACACAGCCCCCGUCAACGGCACCUACGUCUUCUCCUUUAACCUGGCUGUCGCUGAGAAAAUUCUUAAGGUUGGCCUUUUCACCAACCACCACCCGGUUGUGAAAGUCACAGAAACAACCUCGCACUCCACCACCAGUCAGACUGUCGUCCUGCAUCUGACAAUGGGAGACCGGGUGUGGCUGCAGGUGAAGGACACCUACACCAACGGCAUGUACACCAGCCGUGAGAGCACCAGCUCGUUCUCUGGGUAUCUUCUGACGCCGGACUCCUGUGACAUGCUCCCAUUCAUCCGAACUGGCCCUAUAUCAGAGCCAGAUUAUACAGGAGACUAUACCUGGGAUGAGCCCACCCCUUCACCAUAGUACGCUCCAGUCAGCCAGUCGCACAGUAAUAGACGAAGCAUCCACACACACACCCAAUCAAACACUCAGUGCAUUCAUAACUGCAGGUUUUAAAGGAGGGGUAUUCUAGAAAAGCAGAGUCGUCCAUUUUUGAGGAAAAAGUUCUCUCUCAGACGUUACUACGGCACUUUGCAAGUCACGUAGCAGCUGUUGGUGUCUGAUUAAAAACAUCACUCACCCUACUUUUAUGUUUUAUCACAAGCCAAUCAGGACUCCCCCAAAUGUGAUGUCACACUAGAAGCAAGUGAUCAUGUUCAGUAUUCAAUCGCCAUCGAUCUGAAUUUGGGUCAUUAUAAGUAUGUAAGGGACAGGGUUGAUAUUGAUACUGACCUGUCCCAUUCUCAGAAUUUUUAAUGACCAGUCAAAGGGUCAAAUAUAAAGUCUUGGAAUUUGACCACUCAGUCGAGGCACACAGAUUAUAUAUGUUAACAUACCUCAAAAAUACAAUCACACAAUAAUUCUGCCAAACCGGUGAGCUGACCUGCUCUCUUUUGUUGAGCUUCCCUUCCAUCAGCGCUCGUUUUCUCACUCUGGUGUUAAUAAGUUGUGCUUGUGUGAUUGUCGUGGUUAGUAGGUAAAACUCUUGUGAGUCCUAGUUGCCCCGGUGGUCUCGCCGACCACUUUAUUGCAGCUGCAGUGUUUCUGGGCUUGUCGGCAGAGCAAACAGGCCCGGUGGCGGAGCAGCGGUGUGACGAGCCGGCCUGUCCGCUCUACCUUACGAACCCGGAGACACUCUGACAGUAAAGAGCAGCUCUGGAGGAUGAGUGACACCGAGAGGAGCAGCAGAAGACCAGGACAAAGGCCGAAGGGGUAGAUGUUUGCCAGCAUGGCUGCGACUCAGAAGCUGGUGAUCAGACUGAAAGACGUCAGACAGCAGCUACUGUGUGAGGUAACAGUUUUACAGGCAGAGCGCGGCUGCAGUCCGUAGUAACGUCUGUGAGACGCUCUCUGUUACUGUCAAACCAAAUCAACUUGGAGAAACUAUAAUGAAAAAAGGAUUCAAUACCCCCCUUUAAAUGCGGAGAUAAAUUCACUGUUAUGAUUCAACUCACUGAAAAAUAAAAACACAUGUAGGCUUACACGUGCCAGCUUGACAGAUGCAUCUGAUCAUGCACUUGAUACACUGAAUAAAUGUGUAGAUCGCAGCGGUCAGAGUUGGCUGCAGACUUUUCAGCCAAAUGUAGAUUUCAGAUUUUGCUCUCACGGUGAAUGUUUAAAAAGCACUUUGCAUCCUCAGAGUCCAUUUAUUUUUAAUCCUGGAGAUCAGCUUGCUGCAGCUUAGUUUUAGAGCUUUUAUCAUUCUGUAUUUGCAGAUGUUGAUGAUGCGUAAGAGAAAAAAUAAUUAUAUUAAACUGCAGUCAAAGUGGCUGCUUUGAUCACGAGGCCUCUGACAUUUUAUUUUAUUAAUUUUAUUUCAGAUAUAAGCGACGAUGUCUGAGGUUUGAGAAACUUUACUGCAGAUUCAGAGAAGCUACUGUCUUCUCAUUGGGUAAUUUCUUACACAGAAACACUUCAGCUGAUUCCUGUGUGGAUGGAAAGAAGUUCAGGCAACAUAUAAAUAUUAAUUUUGUUCAUUCUUAUGAAACAGCUUCACAGCCCAAAGAUAGUCAACCUGUUCCAGUUUGAAGCUUGUAUUAAUCGUACUUAACUUUAACCAACUAAAGAUAAGCAGUUGACUUUCCCAAAUUUCAUGCCAAACUACCACCAACUACCCCGGCAGUAACUAUAUUCUCUGCCAG
Acanthopagrus latus (yellowfin seabream) is the source of this 3327-nucleotide messenger RNA. Its product is annotated as collagen alpha-1(X) chain-like. The record is from RefSeq and is a predicted model, not a curated record. The transcript has 4 exons. Bases 35 to 1549 code for a protein of 504 amino acids. Gene Ontology annotation, molecular function: protein binding. NCBI's taxonomy places the organism in Eukaryota, Metazoa, Chordata, Actinopteri, Spariformes, Sparidae.